UGACUAAGUUAUAUAAAAAGGAAAAGUGAGAGAGAACAAAUUUUGAAAUCUUUGAGAUGACAAGUGAAGCAGAAGAGGUUGACAAAUCUCCAACGAACCAAAUGUUGCCUCUGGACAGCGUAGAGCGUACUUGCCCAGAAAACUACGUCGGUUGCUGCGUUUGAAGCUCUUGUGGAUGAAACAAAAGACGAUGACCGCCACGACGAUUGGGGGGUUCUUUGCCUUCAUCUCACUCUCUCAAUCACAAUCCUCUUCUUUGACUUUCACUUCUCUCUCUCCCUUUCCUUCCUCAAAUUCGAAACAAAAAAGUGCCCACAACUUAACUGCCAAAAUGCCUCGCAUUCCACAGGCUCAACACCACACCCCUCCUCCCUCUCAGAUAUUUGCAGAUUGGCAGGCUGCCAAGGCAUAUAAAGAUAGCGGAAUCAUCUAUAAUGGUAUUGUUGAAGGUUUUAAUGGUGGAGGCCUGAUUGUUCGUUUUUAUUCUCUUCUAGGGUUUCUCCCAUUCCCACUGUUGAGCCCUUUACAUUCAUGUAAAGACCCAGAUAAAACCAUCCAAGAGAUUGCAAAAGGUUUACUCUAUUCACUCAUAUCUGUGAAGGUAAUUACAGCAGAUGAGGAUAAAUGGAAUUUAAUCUUCUCUGAAAAGGAAGCUGCCUGGUCCAGAUUUUCUGAACAGGUCAAGGUUGGGGACAUUUUUUAUGGAAGAGUUAGUUCUGUUGAGGACUAUGGUGCUUUUGUUCAUUUGUGCUUCCCUGAUGGUCUUUAUCAUCUCACUGGACUGAUACACAUCUCAGAAUUGUCAUGGGAUCUAGUUGCUGAUGUAGGAGACGUCUUAACAGAAGAUGAUGAAGUGAGGGUCAAAGUUGUUAGUGUUGAUCGGGAAAAAUCAAGGAUUUAUCUAUCCAUUAAACAGGUGGAAGAAGAUCCAUUUCUAGAAAAUUUGGACAAAGUGAUGCCUCAGGAUGGUUUAGCUGAUCCUAGUUCUUUGGGAGGUUAUCAUAGUGAUGGUGGUAUUCAUCCUCUUCCAGGGGUUCAAGCAAUACUUGAUGAGCUAUUGCAUGAAGAUGGUAUAUAUGAUGCAAGAAUCAGGCGUCAAGGGUUUGAGAAACGAGUGCUCUCACAAGACUUGCAGCUUUGGCUUUCUAAUGCACCUCCCGCUAACCAACGGUUUAAUCUCCUUGCUCGAGCUGGAAGGCAGGUGCAAGAAAUACAUUUGACCACAUCACUUGAUAAGGAAGGAAUCAAAAGGGCAUUACAACGAGUUAUGGAGCGCGUUCCCUAAUUGACUGAAAUCAUUACAUUUCACGUGUAAUUGCAGUCUCGGAGGAUCGGUUCAGGUAAAGAAAGGAGAAGUUUGAUGCAAUAUCUCCCUCAACAAUAAGCAAUUGGAUACAGCAAUACGUACGACAUAUCCUAGAUUUGAAUAUUUUUGUACCCAAACAGCAAGUGUCAGCAAUACGUAAGAAUCAAAGACACUUCUCAGUAGCAUUGGCGUAACCUCAUACUUUUAGUUACAUUUUUAUUUUUUUUUGCCUUUUUUUUUAAAAAACUUUUAUACCAAUAUUGAUUGAAAUCUCACAGUAAUUUAAACGUCUUAUGCUCCAUUUUCAU
Messenger RNA from Abrus precatorius (Indian licorice), 1614 nucleotides. Its product is annotated as 30S ribosomal protein S1-like. Gene Ontology annotation, molecular function: nucleic acid binding. NCBI's taxonomy places the organism in Eukaryota, Viridiplantae, Streptophyta, Magnoliopsida, Fabales, Fabaceae. The record is from RefSeq and is a predicted model, not a curated record. Bases 176 to 1285 code for a protein of 369 amino acids. The transcript has 10 exons.